AUGCCACCCAAACUAGCCGUUACGAGUUUUGUAAAAAAAAAAUGUAGGGAUUGUUCCGUUUACCCUACUAUUACUAUCCUGAAAGCAAUACUGAGAAGUACUCCUGUUCAAAAGCUGUUGUCUUCAUUAGUAUUAUCGAGAGUCUUCCAAAAGAAGUCUGGAAUUGAACGAUGGAAGAAGUUUCAUGGUUACUUGCAUCAACCACUGAAUUUGCAAAACUUGGAUAGCAGGACCUUACUCGAUGGGGUUGUCAAAGUGCUGAGAGAAACCCAAAACGAAAGCUACUUUACCGAUAAUUCCAACAAGUACAUCAUCGUUCCAGUGUUUGUCGAGAAAAUUCGAAAGAACUCGUAUGGCUAUGAGCACGCUUACUUUUCUUUGAGAUUUAGCUUGCCUCAAGGAAUUCAACCUGUAUCAGCUUCAGAUCAAGAAUGGUAUUUUGAAUCGGUGAAUAUUGAAGGUUAUAAGAAGAGGAAGCACAUUCCUCAUGAUUUGAUGAAUAGACACUUCCAAGAGAAGGAUGGUAUUCUUACGAUGGGAUAUCCAGAAUUGAUUUACACAUGGUAUCGAAAGAAUUAUUUCAAGAAGAUUUAA
Molecule: messenger RNA, 594 nt
Organism: Naegleria fowleri
Lineage: Eukaryota; Heterolobosea; Eutetramitea; Acrasida; Naegleriidae
Exons: 3
Coding region: 1-594 (197 amino acids)
Source: RefSeq, a predicted model, not a curated record